This is a messenger RNA of Ipomoea nil (Japanese morning glory), 1844 nucleotides long. RefSeq names its product anthocyanidin 3-O-glucosyltransferase 2-like. Bases 143 to 1678 code for a protein of 511 amino acids. Lineage: Eukaryota; Viridiplantae; Streptophyta; Magnoliopsida; Solanales; Convolvulaceae. The transcript has a single exon. Gene Ontology annotation, molecular function: UDP-glycosyltransferase activity. The record is from RefSeq and is a predicted model, not a curated record.
UCACUAUUCUGCUCCGCCAUUCACAUUAUGCCCUUCUAAUAUAAUACGUACUUUAAUAUAUUAACAGUAUAUUUUACAUUACAAAAGAUUAUUUUAUAUAUUAUAUAUGUGAUAUGUGAUUUGUUGCACGUGGAGAUUAAUCAUGAAUGGUUUGCCCUCUAUCUCAGAUCUGAUCUCUACACCUGAUAGUAUGGCAAGAGCGACGGCGGAGCUGAUCCUAAUCCCUUCUCCGGCGAUGGGCCAUGUUGCCGGGAUGCUGGAGUUCGCUAAGCUCCUCAUAAAACGAUCUGAAAACCUCUAUAUAACCGUCGUUAUCAUCAAGCUCCCUGAUUAUAUCGAUUCCGUCAGCGGCACUUUCGUCGACGCCGUCAUCGGUUCCGCCCAAGAAAGUCGCCUCCGGUUUUUCCACCUCCCACCCACUGAUCCAGCUAGCGAGUGGAGCUCCAAAACUCGAGGCCACUUCGUCUAUAGGCUUGUACAGAGCCAGAGAAAUCACCUUAGAGAUUUCUUCCAGCAGCGCCGCCGCCGCUGCGGCUUUGACUCCGACUCUCCGGGGAUCGUCGGGGUGGUGGUUGAUAUGUUAGCUACGCCGUUAAUGGAGGUGGCGGAGGAUUUUGGGAUUCCCAGCUACGUGUUCUUCACCUCGGGAGUUGCGUUUCUAGGGCUCAUGCUUCACUUCCAGGUUCUUCAGGACGAGAAGGGGGAAGACGUCUCUGAGUUAGUGAACUCGUUGACUGAGUUGUCCUUUCCGAGUUAUGAUAACUCAGUUCCAGCUUCAGUGUUGCCGAUGGUACUUGUCGACAAGGAGACCUGGCUGGGCAGAUUUGUCUGCUUCGCACGUGACUACAGAAAAGCAAAGGGCAUUAUAGUCAAUACCUUCGCCAGCUUGGAAUCCCACGCCAUAACGGCCUACAAGAGCACCACCGAACAACAACCCCCGCUUCCUCCGCUCCACACUGUGGGACCCAUCGUGAACCAGACACGCACAAUCUCCGGCGAGUCGGCAUCCGUGUCAAACUGGGAUUGGCUGAUGAGCUGGCUGGACGAGCAGCCUCCGGAAUCCGUCGUGUUCGUAUGCUUCGGGAGCCAGGGGAGCCUACCGGAGAAUCAAGUGAGAGAGAUCGCCGCCGGGCUCGAACGCAGCGGCUGUCGCUUCCUCUGGUCCCUCCGGCGGCCACCGCAACGCGAUAGCGACAACAACAAGGCGCAGUUUCCGGGAGAAUACGCGGAUUACAACGACAUCCUACCGGACGGAUUUCUCCACCGGACCGCGGGAACAGGGAAGGUGGUAGGGUGGGUGCCGCAGCUGGAAAUACUGUCACACAGAGCCGUCGGCGGCUUCGUAUCACACUGCGGAUGGAACUCGAUUCUAGAAAGCAUAUGGUGCGGAGUGCCGAUCGCAACUUGGCCGGUGCACUCGGAGCAGCAGGUGAACGCUUUCCAGCUGGUGAGAGAGUUGGGGAUGGCCGUGGAAAUAAGCUUGGACUACUGCGAGAGAAGCGUUAAUGGCGGAGGCGGCGAAAUGGUGACGGCGGCGAAGAUAGAGAGAGGGAUAAAGGGAGUGAUGGAGAAGGAGAGUGAGGUGAGGAAGAAGGUGAAGAUGAUGCAAGAAGAAAGCCGGAGGGCCUGGGAAGAUGGAUCUUCCAUCUCCACACUCAUAGCUCAAUUCACCAACUAACACACUUCACAAUGGCUGAAACCCUGAUUGAUGAUCACCACUUCAGUUCCAUUCUUUCUCAACAUAUGGAAAAUGCUUCUUUUUUCCUAUAAUUUAAUUUACACUAUCAAUUGCUCCAUAUAAGUUUUAUAUUUGACCAUAUACAUGCACACCAUAUUGUAUAAAA